AUGAAAUUGAAUGACUCCGUCACCGUUCACGAUGCUGUAACGUCAUGGACUGAAGGGGUUAACACUCAAAAUUUUACAGUUUGCGUCAUGCAGACAGGAAGGAACAGCGGCGAGAGCCUUAAUCCCUUCGCGACUGUUGAUUGGCUGGCUUACCAAGGAGCACCACCCGAGGGAAUGACUGGAACUAUUAAAAUGCAGAAAUGGUGGUCUGGGACAAAAUGUGCACACGUAGCUUUCCCCAAGGUAGGAGGGCAGAUAAAUUAUUAAACUAGAAAUACGUGUUUCGCAGAAUCUCUCGGGGGAGGCCAAAAAAUGUCAGGGAUGGGAAGGCGGGAGAGAAAUGGAGUAAAUAGUGUUACUGGGGAGGGUGGGUUUCAGCACUGGCUCAAAUAUAGGAAGGUGAGAUGUACUUAAUCUCCUUUUGGUUGGAGUAAAUUUGGACCCAGUGCUCUGGCUUUAAUGUGGUCAGUUUCUCAAUUCUCAACAUGCAUGGGUUUGUUGAGACAUGGUUGCUAGAACGCGUAGCACCCUCUUGCGCGCCCGUUCUUUCUUGCGCCCACUACUUCCAAGCGCCUGCAACGCAGGCUGCAUGGUUGCCAAAGCCAUAGUUUUCGAAAUUCCCAGACUGACAGUCAAAUGUCCAGUUUCCCUGACCAGAGGACGGGACUUGUCUAGAUAAUGGCUUCCAAACUCCCAUCACAGCCAUCCUCUCCGCCCAUUUAUGACAUUUAUUACAUGAAUUUAUCAUGAAUGUAAAGUGCAGAAUGUAUUGAUCUUAUAGGAAACCCUAUAUCUGCUUGUCGUUUAAUUUCUUUCAACAAAAUUCUGCCAAUGGAAUAUAAUUAACGUCUGUGAAUGUCGCUCCCUCUGACUCAUUUGAAAGAGUUAAAUUGUCCCUGACUCAUACUGAAUUUACCUGAUUUGUUAAAUUGUCCCUCAGAGGGAAAGGAAUGAAGUUUCCUGGCAUGGCAACCAUGUCACACGCUAAUAUUCUGAGGAGAUCCGAAAUACAGAUGCUCUUUUAAAAAUAUAUUAAUAGGAUCAGGCCAGAAAUAAUAAAUUUUUGUUAUGUUUGACUUAAAAGACACAGCUGUGUUGAUGUAUAAGGCUUCUACAUGCUGUACAUAUAUAUUACAUUUUACUUGGGAUGGUUUUGGGGAAGUAAAUGUAAUGAAAAUUGUAAACGGUACACGCGCUUCGAGCGCGACGGGUUUAUAAACUCGCUUCGCUCGCGGCCUUCCGCCGCUCGCUCCGCGAGAAUAAAUACUUUUAUUAUAUAAACACCAAUGAAAUACAAGGUGAGCUUUCAAGCGAAAACUUGAUAUCUUCACGUGUGAAAAUAACAUGUUAUCUUCACAUGUGAAAAUAUCACCGUUGCUAUGGCUACAUAAUAGAUCGCGCCUUUCACACCAAAAAAGUAUUAAAGUGAAAUGGUUUGGUAGUUCAUUGGUGUUUAUAUAAUAAAUAAAACAUUACAUGUGGACACUUGGAGAUACGAAAUUUCUCUUCUCGUGUUGAAAAAAUAUUUGACGAGUGAGCGCAGCGAACGAGUGAAAUAUUUUUCAACACUCGAAGAGAAAUUUCGUAUCUCCAAGCGGCCAUGUAAUAUCCUCUAUUUAUUAUACUACAGUCAGCGAAUCUAACUUACAAAGCUUGUCUAAAAGACUUAUUUGAUCACUGAAUUAAGGCAAAUGCUUGCGGCAGUCAAAUAGUAUAGUUCUAACGGUGACUGUGUUCUUUUGCCCAACGGUGAAAGAACUAAUACAGUAUGUUGCCCAGUAUCCGGACGGUACCAGUAUCCGGACACUUGAAACAAAAACUCAAUUUUUGGGGCGCCCUUUUCAGUUCUCGGUAAACGAAGUAUUUCGAAUGAAAGCUGAACAUUUCAGCUUUAAGAUGAAAGUUUUGGCGAUUUGAAAGCUUGCGAAACAGUCGCAGAAGACGCCGUUUUGUUCAGGUGAAUAAACUUUUCAUGGCUAAUAUUUACGCUGUUUACUGCGCAGUAAAGUUAAUGCUGCUCAGAAAAGGGAGGGUAGUGUGUGAUAUUUUCAAAGAAACUGUUUUAUUUUUAAAGUGAAGAUACUUAAGGAAGNACAGAAUCGAUGAAUUAGCUGUGUACAUUCUCCGGAUAAGAUUUAUUUCAUAUCAGUAACUAUAACUAAAGCUUAGGAUAUAUGAUAUAGUCGUAAAAUGUAACUCUACUCAACUCCGUAUGGAAAUUUUCUUCACUCAUUCAGAGGCGACUUGAUUUCGUGUGCUCCGCUUGUUUCGCGUGACUGCAUUUUAUAUGAACUGAAAGCGUCCGAGUUGAACCUGAAAUUCUCAUACUUUCCCCAGUUGGGACUGAUAGAAUGGGGUUGCAAUGGUCUAAAAAGUGUCACAAAGGGAUUGAGAGAUGUGAAAGAAGGAGGAAUUAGUGCUAGAAAAGCAGGCUUAUUGUGGGGACUGAGCAUGAAGAAAUCAACACUGCAGGUCAGACUAAAUAGGAGAGUGACCUUUGACCGUCGGGUUGAGGUCCCUUCCCCAAGCUUUUCUUUAAAUAAAAAAUGUAAAAAGAAAGUCGUUUGCAGAUUGGCUAAUCGAGCUUGCAAACUGCGGCUUCGGCAUGUCCACGGAUGCCUUCCUUAAAUCAGUAGAAAAGUUCCUAGACAAAGAAGAAGAAUACCAUUUUUAAAACAGCCGCUCGCGUUCCCCACCAUACCCCAGUCGUUUGUUAUGUUUUAUUUCACGAUGCUAGGUUAUAUUUUCGGAAUCGAUUGCCAGACUACUUUGCAAGUGCAAGAGAAGCUUGUAAGUCGCUUGCCUGUCGAAAUUUAUGUACAAUUACGUUAUUAUUGUUGUGUCCGGAUACUGGGCCAGCUGUCCGGAUUCUGGGCAACAAAGGAGCUCUGCAAAAAUAUUAAUUUCGCGAUGGAAACAAAGGCAAAAAAGUUAAACUGUCUUUCGUCAUAUUAAGGACUAGAUAGAUUUUCUCUGGGCCAAAUUUCAGAGCUCUUGCGAUUAACAAAGGAAAGUUAUUGCAAUUUUAAACUGAAGUGUCCGGAUACUGGGCAACAUACUGUAUGCAAGGAGGCUUAAGUAAGCGUUAACUUGAGAACCAUGCCGUAUUACCGAGGAUCGAGAAUAUUGAGAACCCCAGGUUGCGAAGUUAAAGGUGAAGUGUUAAAAAUAAAGGCAAUUGACACUAGUUACGAGACUGUUUCGCUUCAAUUAAUAACUAUGAAUAGAGUCGUUUGAUGUUGUUAACUUCAGUUAACUGAUGCAAUAAAAAUGAAAGCAUAAAAAGCAGCAUGUGUAAUUUAAGGCGGCACAUUUCUAAUCACUUCGUCCUUAAACUUACGCAGAACAAGUUUAAAGAGACGCCUGUAGUUCUCGUGACCGCGGAACACCUGAGGACUGGAAAGGAGUAUGAUGCAUCCCUAAUAUGGACAGAAGACCCAAAUAAGGACUCAUUUAAAGUCUGUCUUCGUGAAAUGCAAAACUUUGACGGGAAACAUGAGGACAUUAACGUGGUACGUACUCUUUUACAGUUUAAAGUUUUACAGUUAUCCCAACUAUAUGCAGACGUAUUUUAUGGACCCAUGUUGGUUGACUAGAGCAUAAAAUGGAUUUUGGAAUGAAACAGAGGUUCAAGGUAAUUUGGAGGAAGGCUAUAUUGACAAGCAGCAGAUAGGAUAAGUAUAUCAAAAAGGCAAAACCGCAGAAAUUUUCAUUUUAUGUCCCCCUAAUAAGCCAUAUAAAAAUAUACCUUUUAAAAUGUCUGGUUUGCUGAAAAAAAAAAGGAAUUCUGGACGCACAACCAGUGUUAAACCAAUGAAGAGCAAACACGGGAUGAUUUGUAACGACGAUUUUUUGCGCAACACUGCUUUGCAACAUUGUUUCAAAUUGUGACAUUGUCCUAACAUUGCUGCCCUCAGCUUCGUUGUUGCUAAUCGGCAUCUCGUGUAACAGCCUUAACAACACGGAAAUAACGCAUAAGCAGUUUAUCAGAAUGCGAAAUAUAAAGACAAAAAACUAGUGCCAAGUUUUUUUUGCUUUAUUCGUCCUAGUAUAUGUGACACAGUACAUACAACACAAAAAGGGUAACAUUCAAAACCUGUUGCUGUCGUAUUUCUUUUUAACAAAUUUUGUUACAGAGCUGGUUGGCGUUUGUCCAGUUAAGCAAACCGUUCUUUACCGAGUACGACUCUGUCGGAUUUCCAAACACAAAGCCACCAAAAGAUGAAAAGAACAACGCUUACUGCCAGGUGAGUAAGGAGUAAGAUUACUUUUAAUUAAAAGAAAAAAAACGACUGUUUCGACAUAGUUUAUUGAUUAAACUGGGCUCUUACCUAUAACUGUUAACAAGUUUGCUUUAAUUGACAGUUUGUGAAGUUUGAAAGAAGCUACAAGACAACACCCUCAGUGUUACUUACAGCCAAUCACAGCAGCACGGCUCCUGGAAACUCCGCACCAGUGCAUAAUGGAAUUACAACAUGGAUCGAGGUAAAAAUAGUGUGUUAGGCUCGAGGGAAGGAAAAGGGGAGGGUGCCAGUCUUGCAUAAGUGACUGCCUCGACAGGAAAAUGACAGAUCAUGUUUCAUGCUUAUGCGUAUGUACAUGCGACGUAUCUACAUUUAAAUGGGCAGACCCGUCGGUUCACGGUUUGGGCAGAUGGUAAGCAAAAAUUCAGGGGUGGUAAAUUUCUUCCCGGAAUGGCGUUUAUCAUUUGCACAAAUCAGUUUCAUUUUCCGAAAACUGACCGCGCAAGCCUGAAACUGGUAUCAAAGAUGACUUUGAAGAAAUGGAACACGAAUUCCUGUUUUUAAUCCCGACCUGGAAAAAAGAAAGAAAUGCCUCUUCAGACGUCGUUUUCCAUUUUAUACUUUCCAACCGGAUUUUCCGGAAACUUUUUGUACAUGGUAACCACCCCAGUUCUACACAACCAAAUGAGAUUUUUUUAUUGUUGGCUGCAAUUCUUACUUGCAGAACAUGAACGUAUCCGGGUUCAGGACGUGUUUGAAGGAGUUGUAUGAGACAAGAUAUGAUCCCGUGGCAGUGAGUUAUGCAGUAUUUACAGGUCAGUAGAUAAGGAGUGAAAAAGUAACUGACCUGAUCUACAGUGUAUGGCUAGUUCAGCCCAGCAAGAUAUCACUUUAUUUGCAGUUCCGGAUCCAGACCGCGAGAUAAGGGUGGACCCGGUCUCCAAAAAUUUUUUUUUCGGCUCUUCGGGCCUCAGUUUGGUCUAAAAAUAAGAGGGGGGUUGGGAGGGGGGGGGGCUUUACAAGCUGUUAACCAAAAGAGGCCGUUGUGACAGUCCGAUUAAUUUUCUAGUAAGAUAUUGUUAGUCUGGCAUAUAACAAGAGCGCUAGCCUAUAAAAAUAAGCUAAAAGCCGCAUUCGCCCAGUGUCCCCUAUGCUUAACUAAAUGCGACCGUUGUUGCGUUCGUUGUUGCGUCCUCAGUAAGUCAGACACACAACUUCACAUUUCCAUAGAUAUCUGUGAUCCUGGCUGGAGCUAUUUCAAUGGAUUCUGUUAUUUGACGAGUGAAAAAUGCGUUAACUGGACAACAGCUCUCACUAAAUGUCGUCAGGUAAACGCUGUCCUUAUUGAUGUGGCCAACGACGAGGAAAACGUUUACAUUCAACGUCGUCACAAUGGAGACAAAUCCUGGCUGGGCUUGAAUGACAUCUCCACGGAGGGGAACUUCACUUGGGCAGAUCGCGGUGAGGGGAAUUUUACAGCUUGGGCGAAGACUCAGCCAAAUAAUUUUAAUGAAGAAGACUGUGUGCACACCCUUGGCCUGAGAUACAACUAUGAAUGGAACGACGUGAAAUGCAGUGAUUGUCAUCAGUACACUUGUAAGAAAGGGUAGGAUUUACAUUAGGGCUAUUUAUACCAGGGAAAAUAAGACGCGUCUUAAAUAAGACGCGAACUGUAACGUAUACGAGCAUGUGAAGGAAGUAUAUAAGACGCGAACAGCUUAUUUCUGGUCCCGCAAUCGUUUUCGUGGGAAAGUAGCUGUUAGAAACGGCAACCCAACAUGACACGUUUCAAAGUUAAGGCGGCACGUUGCAAUCUUGUAGAGGCGACAUUUUAAGACGUUUUUGAUAAGGAUGAGGGGAUCUUCUUUCCUCACGAAACUCUCAUUUACCGCAAAAUAGUAUAAUACUGUUUUGGAAAUACUGAAAAGAAGCCCGAGUAAAACGGCAAGAAAAAAAUCGACAGACUGGUUUGAGCGGAACUUCAUCGAGAUGACCAACGCUCAAUUUGUUGCCUUUUCUUUGAAUAAGAGCAAACACUCAUCUUCUUCAACGCUUGAUCAAAUAUCACGUUUCCCUUCUGAUGGUGUUCCCACUAUAAAAAGACCCAAAAAGCAAACAAAAAGCCGUAGAUAACAAAUACAGGAAACUAAAAACUGUUAUAAGUUGUAAACAUUUUUUCCCUCCAGUUCGCGCGAAAAUUUUCCCAGUUAACAGUUUAAAAUAACGCACGCCUCCUCCGCGUAUGCAUCUAAAUAGGACGCAAAGCAGCAAAGGUCACCUUUGCUGUUUCAGUAGCCUCCUGACUAAUGGAAACCUAAUGGUCAAAACCUUAGGCUAAUUAUUUUCUUCCACCUUCAUUUCGAGGUCUCAAGUCUUCGAAUACAAGUGUCCGUAUAUACUUGUCGUUCAUUUGGAUAGUAACGUAAUCCAUAUGUCGCACGCGUUAAAUUCGAAAAAAACAUUUCAAAUUUGAUUCUAAACAUGUCAACAUAAAAUUAAAAGAAAAUUAUGAUAGAUACUGAACCUUUUAAAUACAUUCAAAUAUAUUUAAAAGGUUCAUUAUCUAUCAUAAUUUUUCAUACCAAAGUUUACUUGAUUGCGCGGAAUUUUCCGUUGAAUGAAAAUUCACAACGUUGUUUUCUCUGAAAUACGCAACGUUAACUAUAAGCAGAGAGACAAGCGCAUCACUUAUCUCUCUUUUUUUAAACUAGAUUUUAAUGAAUGUGGAAGUAAGACAUACAGCUGUCAUGCAUUUGCCACAUGUGUCAAUGAACUUGGAUCCUAUUCAUGCAAGUGUAAAAGUGGCUACAUUGGAAAUGGACUGAACUGUCGUCGAGUCCCAAUAUCCUGCGCUGAUAUCAAAACGUACGUCAGCGGCGUCAGCAGAAACUACGUGAUUGAUCCAGAUGGCGAGGGAGGUCUGGCACCAUUCACAGCGUACUGUGACAUGACUGACAAAAAGGGUGUUGGCGUGACAGUUAUCAGUCACGACAGUGAGAGCAGAACUGUUGUGAAUGGAUAUGAAGACAGAGGUAGUUACGUACGUAACGUUCAUUACACAGGAGCAAGUCUGUCUCAGCUGGCGAGUCUGACCAGAGUCUCUUCGCACUGUGAACAGUUUAUAAAGUACGAGUGUUAUCACUCCGGUUUGUGGUUUAACAGUCCAUACGGAUGGUGGGUGUCACGUGAUUCUGAGAAGAUGACGUACUGGGGAGGGGCAGCACCCGGUAGUGGUAAGUGCGCAUGCGGUAUGACUAACUCCUGCGGUACCUGUAACUGUGACAGGAAUGACCAAGUAUGGCGAGAGGACAGCGGUCUCCUGACUGAGAAGACAAAGCUUCCAGUGAAGCAGCUCAGGUUUGGGGAUACCGGCGAUAGCAAAACUGGCGAGAGGGGCUAA
Molecule: messenger RNA, 7644 nt
Organism: Porites evermanni
Lineage: Eukaryota; Metazoa; Cnidaria; Anthozoa; Scleractinia; Poritidae
Source: the annotation of a GenBank genome assembly